CUUCUUAAAAAAAAACGCGUAUGUGAUUGGAUCAUCUCCCAACCCAACGUCGUUCUUCAGAUAUCUAAAAAUUGAGAAACUUUGAGUUCGUAAAACUCCUCUGAUCGUCUCGAAAAGUUGAGGUUUUGAAUACAAACGCUUUUGAUCUGAGAUCGGAAUGUUGCAUUCGAUCAAUCACCAUUGAUCUAAUUCUACUUGCUCUGUAAAUACCCUUUAGAAUCAAAUCUCCAAAGAUCUUAUGAUCAACUUUGAGUAAAGCUUUUUAGGUUAAGUUAAAUGGAAAAGAAGAGAACAGAUGACAGUGAACCUGUCCCUGUCCCUGUAGUUGUUCCGGUUGAUAGAUUUGGGUUUCUGAAGCAAGAACAUGGCAGAAACUCUCCUCAACGUUUCGUCAAGACUACUAGAUCAUCUACUAACUAUGAAAAGGAGGAGAGAAGGGUGACAAAAUGGAGGAAGAUGAUAGGAGCUGGAGGUAGUGACUGGAAGCAUUACGUUAGGAGAAAACCUCAUGUUGUCAAAAGGCGGAUUCGUAAAGGGAUCCCUGAUUGCUUAAGGGGUCUUGUCUGGCAGUUGAUCUCCGGAAGUCGAGACCUUUUGCUUAUGAAUCCCGGUGUUUAUGAGCAACUGGUGGUUUAUGAAACUUCAGCAUCAGAACUCGAUAUCAUUCGGGAUAUAAACCGUACUUUCCCAUCACAUGUUUUCUUCCAGAAGAGACAUGGACCAGGCCAAAGAUCGCUAUACAAUGUUUUAAAAGCAUACUCUGUCUAUGACAGAGAUGUCGGAUACGUUCAGGGAAUGGGGUUCGUAGCCGGUUUGUUGCUUCUGUAUAUGAGCGAAGAAGAUGCGUUCUGGUUACUAGUUGCAUUACUCAAGGGAGCAGUUCACUCUCCAAUGGAAGGAUUGUAUCAAGCAGGGCUUCCACUUGUACAGAAAUAUCUGUUACAGUUUGAUCAGUUGGUAAGAGAGCUAAUGCCGAAACUAGGAGAGCAUUUCACUCAAGAAAUGAUCAAUCCCAGUAUGUAUGCAAGCCAAUGGUUCAUUACCGUUUUUUCCUACUCGUUUCCUUUUCAUUCAGCACUACGAAUCUGGGAUGUGUUUCUAGCCGAGGGUAUAAAUAUUGUGUUCAAAGUGGGUUUAGCAUUGUUGAAGCAUUGCCAUGAUGAUUUGGUGAAAUUGCCAUUUGAGGAACUUAUGCAUGCUUUGAGGAACUUCCCUGAAGAUGCCAUGGAUCCUGAUACUUUGCUUCCAUUGGCUUACUCCAUCAAGGUAGCAAAGCGUUUGGAAGAAAUGAAACAGGAUGGUGAGAAGGCUGCAGCUAAACCGGCCCAAACGAUCAACCCGGUUCAGCAAUAGUGUUUGAUAAGCUCGAGCCUUGUGGAUUUCAUUCAGUCUCAUUUUUCUUUCUUCUGUAUAAUUUCGAUUUCAAGAAAAUCAAUACUUUUUAUAGUUUCUCCUUUCUUUUUGUGGCAUGAUCUUUUGUGUGUUUAACAUGCUUCUGUAACGUCUAAGUCAAUGUAUAUCAUAUUCUCAAAGUUUAAAUGUAAUUGUAAAACAGAUACAAACUCUUAUAUGAUCUUAAUUUGAUGAACCAGAUUGUCAAGAUCCGC
Messenger RNA from Eruca vesicaria subsp. sativa (arugula), 1607 nucleotides. The record is from the annotation of a GenBank genome assembly. Lineage: Eukaryota; Viridiplantae; Streptophyta; Magnoliopsida; Brassicales; Brassicaceae.